AUGGAAGCCCGCGCCCUCGCCCGCCCAGCGGCAUCCUUCCUUGCCAAUCUCUCGGCCCACGGCACGACCGUCACCCGCCGCUCCCAUCAGACCUUCUCCCGCACCAAACGCGCCCUCAACAUCGCACCACACCCUGCCUUCACCACCUCUCCCGCCGGCAAUUCCAACACCAUCAUUUUCAACCCUCCGGCCGCCGAACCCUCCGUCCACCACACACCACAGAAAUUCCUUCCCAAGUCCGAUCCCCGCCGGAAACACGCCGACCUCGCCGCCCUCUUCGCCUCGCCCUACGCUGCACCAGGAACCGUGCCCUCCUCUUCUUCCACCACCACCACCACCACCACCGCGGACGCGGACGCCGGGCUCCCUCCAGCCCUGGACUUCCCCUCCCGCAACAACCCGCGUUACCACCUGACGCGGGAAGACGUGGCCGAGAUCCGCCGCCUGCGCGCCGAGGACCCCGCGCGGUGGAGCGUCAACCGCCUGGCGAAGAAGUUCGACUGCUCCGAGGUGUUCAUCACCAUCUGCACCCCCGCGCCGCGCGAUCACAAGGAGAACCUGGAACGCAAGCUCGAGGCGGUCAAGAGACGGUGGGGUGCCAUCCGGACCAAGGCACGCGUCGAACGGGCUAAGCGGAAGGAUAUGCUGUUCCGGGGUGAGCUCUGA
This is a messenger RNA of Sodiomyces alkalinus F11, 666 nucleotides long. RefSeq lists its product as hypothetical. Gene Ontology annotation, cellular component: mitochondrial large ribosomal subunit. NCBI's taxonomy places the organism in Eukaryota, Fungi, Ascomycota, Sordariomycetes, Glomerellales, Plectosphaerellaceae. The transcript has a single exon. The record is from RefSeq and is a predicted model, not a curated record. Gene Ontology annotation, molecular function: structural constituent of ribosome. Bases 1 to 666 code for a protein of 221 amino acids.